AUGGAGCAACAAAAUCAAUCAGUUGACUACUACGGGUACCUCCCCAGCAAAUCAGCAGCUUUAUUUGGCAUCAUAUUUUUUGGUGUCUCAACAAUAAUAUGUCUCCUUCAGGUGGUCUUUGGUCCCUACAAGCAUUACUGGAUGCUGACUGUAGCGCUCAUGGCCUCUGGAGAGGCAAUUGGUUGGGGAGCGCGUCUAUGGGCUCAUAAUUCACCGACGGACUGGAUGCCCUUCAUGAUCCAGAUCUGCAGUCUCGUUAUCAGCCCAGUGUUCAUUUCCGCCGCUGACUACGUCCUCUUCUGCAAAAUCAUAGAAAAAUCUGGACGUCGACUCUUUUCUAUUCCGUCAAAAUUAUUUUGGAUUGGCUUCAUCAUUUUCGACAUAAUAUCUCUUUCCAUUCAGAUUGUUGGAGGCGUCGAGGUUUCAAGUGCGCAAAAUUUCGACGACCUAAACCAUGGAUCAGCUGUGAUGCGCUCGGGAAUUAUCUUCCAGUUCAGCAAUACCGUACUCUUUGCAGUGCUACUUUUGGGGGCCACUGUCAGCCUGAAGCGGAGGGACAUCCCGCUGAGCUCUGUAGCAAAAUGGCCCAUAAUCGUCACUCUGUGUUUGUCAACGCUCAUGAUUCUGAUUCGCAAUGCGUACCGCAUUCUGGAAUUGGGUGAUGGAUGGAAUGGGCAUCUAAUGCGCACAGAAAUAUACCUCAUCGGCUUCGACAUGGUCCCUAUGGCGGUGGCAGUUGGCGUUUGUGUAAUCUUUUCUCCAAGCUUUUUCCUGAGUCCGAUGGAUAAAGAGGUGGCCUUGUCUUUGCACUCGUUGGCGUGA
Messenger RNA from Talaromyces amestolkiae, 822 nucleotides. RefSeq lists its product as uncharacterized. The record is from RefSeq and is a predicted model, not a curated record. NCBI's taxonomy places the organism in Eukaryota, Fungi, Ascomycota, Eurotiomycetes, Eurotiales, Trichocomaceae. Bases 1 to 822 code for a protein of 273 amino acids. Gene Ontology annotation, cellular component: fungal-type vacuole; plasma membrane. The transcript is spliced from 2 exons.